AAAAAGAGUCAGCGGAGUUAGUUAAGGUUGAGAUAGAUAAUAUUAAAAGGCAAAUUGUAAGCAUUGUUCCGACAAAGUUGAGUUUUUUCGAAGUAGUACAUGAAUUCCAUUUAACAAUGAUUGAUGGGAAAGUUUUUAACACUUUAGCGGGCUCAUCAUCGCAGGCCUGUGGAAUUUGUGGAGCAACACCAAAAUUCAUGAAUAAUCUAAAUAAUGUUCAAUUGAGACAACCACAGGAGCACUUGUAUGAGUACGGAUUGUCAACACUCCAUGCUUGGAUACGGUGCUUUGAGUGUAUAAUUCAUAUCGCCUAUAGAAUACCCAUACAAAAUUGGCAAAUUCGUGGAGAACAUAAAGAAAUCGCUCAGCAAACCAAAAGAAAGAUUCAACUUGAGCUAAAAGAAAAAAUGGGUAUAUUGGUGGACAUUCCCACGAAAGGAUCAGGCAAUACAAACACUGGGAAUACUGCAAGAAUAUUUUUCCAGCAUCCAAUUUUAGCCUCUACAGUAACUGGCGUAAAAGUAGAACUUAUAAAAAGGCUUUUCGCAUAUAUGCUUGGAAUACAGCAGAAUUAUUUGUUUCCGAAUAUCCUUGGUUUUAUAUGCCUCCAUCUGUACAUAAAAUAUUAAUACACGGAGCAGAUAUUAUUGAAAAAGUUUCGCUACCAAUAGGAAUGAUGUCAGAAGAGGCACUUGAGGCAAGAAAUAAAGAUUUUCGCAGUUAUAGACGGAACCAUACGCAAAAAAACUCAAGGUUGAAUACAAUGGAAGACUUAAUACACACUCUUUUAGUUUCUUCAGCUCCUAUUAUUACAUCUAAGUCUAAAAGCACCUCCAAGUACUCCAAAAAUCACAUUGAAAUAGAUGAUGAGGUCAAAAA
Rhagoletis pomonella (apple maggot) is the source of this 879-nucleotide messenger RNA. RefSeq lists its product as uncharacterized. The record is from RefSeq and is a predicted model, not a curated record. The transcript is spliced from 2 exons. Bases 117 to 629 code for a protein of 170 amino acids. NCBI's taxonomy places the organism in Eukaryota, Metazoa, Arthropoda, Insecta, Diptera, Tephritidae.